Molecule: messenger RNA, 1002 nt
Organism: Alternaria ethzedia
Lineage: Eukaryota; Fungi; Ascomycota; Dothideomycetes; Pleosporales; Pleosporaceae
Exons: 4
Coding region: 1-1002 (333 amino acids)
Source: RefSeq, a predicted model, not a curated record
AUGGCGAGCCCCGAGAAGGUCGCUGAGCUGGCGGCGCGACUGCGUAGCCUCGCUGAUAGCAUAUCGACCCACGAAGAUCCUCACGAAAGAUCCAAGACGUCGCUCCAAGAGGCUGCGGUGGAGUUGGAGCAGACUGUCACCAAGUUCCACUCACGCGGCGAUGCUCACGUACUGGUGCUGAUUGAUGCGCAUAGUCAUCCGGUAAGCUGUUCCCUUGUACCCAUUAUCCAGAGCCUAAGUCAGAUGGAUACACGACGAUCUACGUUGCAAGAUAAAGAAGCAGAUGACAAUUUCUGUAACGAUGUCUACCACGAGUCCUCCGAGCACAUCUACUCCGAGUUCGAAAGAGUCAAGCCAUUUAACAUCAAGAGUCGUCUUCAGAAAGCAAUUAAGAAUUACUUGAUCGGUAUAUCCGCGGUUGCAGCACUCGGGGCGUCUCGACUGAUUGUGCGCCUAUAUGCCAACUCGUCCAAGUUAGAGAAUGAUCUACUUCGCCCGCUUCAGCAAUUUGCUGUUCAAUUCUCCUCGAUUGACGCCGACUUCGACUUCAUCGGCGUUCAAGAUGAAGCUACGGUAGAGCUCAAAGUCUCUAAUGCCUUCGAAACAGCUCGAUACGAUCCAAAUUGCAAGCACAUCUUCCUCGCUGCUUGGAGACGACCCGUAUACCUCGCGAUGUUGCGCACAUCUUCCAAAAAGGUCACGCUAGUCCAGGGCGACGGGAUGGGCGCGGGGGCCAAGUUCGUUCCUCUGCCGUGCGAUUUUAUCAGCAUCCCGAAUAUCUUCGAUAAGCCCGCAGGAAAAGACCCGUUCUCUUCGCUCACAUCGCACUCUAUGCGCAAGCGCUUCGUAGAGAAACUGCUCAGCGUUGACGCUUCUUGCAAAAACGAGUCACACGAUCUCUCCUACGUCGACACUCACUAUGAUUGCGACAACUCCGACUUCCGUAUCUUCGAGACGCAAAACGUGGCCAUGUACCCGUCAACGAAGCUGGGCAUCGUCUAG